This is a messenger RNA of Manduca sexta (tobacco hornworm), 1884 nucleotides long. RefSeq names its product transcription termination factor 5, mitochondrial-like. Gene Ontology annotation, biological process: termination of mitochondrial transcription; regulation of DNA-templated transcription. Lineage: Eukaryota; Metazoa; Arthropoda; Insecta; Lepidoptera; Sphingidae. The record is from RefSeq and is a predicted model, not a curated record. The coding region runs from base 264 to 1844 and encodes 526 amino acids. The transcript has a single exon. Gene Ontology annotation, cellular component: mitochondrial matrix. Gene Ontology annotation, molecular function: double-stranded DNA binding.
UAUUAAAGUCUAAAGUUAUCAAUUGAGACUGACACUUCAGGUUUCAGUUCGCAAUUUUUAUUAUUUCAAUCUGAAAAUAACGAGUAUGCCUAAGCCAGUGACUGGAGUCUGCAUGCCAGUCACAACAAACUGUAAUUGGAGUAAAGAGGUUAUGAAAAUUUAUAACAAAUACUUUGUUUAGUGACUUAAAUAUAUAUAAAUUUCAAUGAAUUACUUAAUUAUUUUAUGUGUUUAUUAAGCACAUUUUCAUUUGCAUUACUUGCAUGAACAUGCAUCAUUGUAGAUAUUUAAGCAUUUUACGGCAUAAACCAAUACAAAUAGCAAUAUGUAAACAUUAUUCAAGCGAAGAACAUUUGCUAAAGAACUUUUCUAAACAUGUAAACAUUACUGAAAGUGAAGCACGAUAUUUGAGUUUAAAACAACCUGUGAUUAAAAAACUGGACGAAACAAAACUACAAUGUUUAUUAAGUACUAUACAAGAUUUGGGAUUUUCAAAACAGGUAUUGUUGAAUCAACCAUCUUUAUUUGGGAUAGUACCUUUCACAUUGAGAUACCGGUACAGAGUGUUACAAGAAUGUGGAAUAGCAACAAUAACGCCAGAACAUUUAUGUUCUUAUUUGCCUUUAGUGAAACAGAAAACUAUUAGUCAGUUGAAAAAAAGUGGAGAUAUAUCAGUUUUCAUAAAUGUAGAAAAUAGACUAGCAAGUUAUUUGACUCAGUGGCCUACAUCAGUGACUACUUUAAUUUCAGAAGAUGUAAAUAAAUUAUCACUUUAUAAUAUUCGUCUUAAAAUUAUUCAAAGGUAUUUGGAACUUGAAUUGGAUCUCACUAAAGAAGAAUUUAACAGAGGUGUAGAAACAUAUCCUACAAUAAAACACAGGCCAUUGGAAGUUUUAAAUGAAGUUUUACAAAUCUUAUUAUCUCAAAUUAUGAUGCCAAAACAUAAAAUUAAGUCUAAUUUAUACUUACUGCAUUCUGAUCCAGAAAACAUAAGAGAUAUAAUAUUAAAAUUAAGGACAAUAGGUGGUAUUGAUGUACGAGAAGUCAUAAGAAUGCGGCCCAAAUUAGCUAUGAAGAAUUGUUCCACAAUGAUAGAAAUUAAGAAUAUAUUAUAUGAAUAUGAAAUCAACAAUGAAGCACAAAAAAGAUGCUUUGAUAUUUACACAUUGGCACCAAGUACAGUGAGAGAAAGACUGGAGAGAGCCAGAAACAUGCCAGAGUUCAACACAUUUUAUAAUCAUCCAAGGUUUUUGAAAAUGAUACAUUAUAAUAACACAGUUUUAAAAAGAUUAAAUAAGUUGUAUGAUAAUAAUAAAAAGUGUAUGAGCCUUAACAUAUUAUCAGGUAGUUCAGCACACUACGAGGUUUUUGAAAAAGCCCCAGGUGAUCGGUUAGGGAAAGGGAAAGACCUUUUAUUUUGUGUUUCUCAGUUGUUGUCAACUAAAUAUAGUAUGAAUGAAAUUCGCAAAGUUUUAAAAAGGCACCCUUUCUGGAUAAAUAUACCAUUAGUACAAGUAAAGUUUGUGUGUCAUAAUUUAUUGAAGGAGUAUAGUAAUGAAGAUAUCUAUGAAAAUUGCCCGAUACUGCUUUAUCCAUGGAAUAAAAUAAGGGACACACUUUUAAUUCUCAAUGGAGAAAGUACCCCAAAAAAAUUCCCAAUUUCAAUAGAAUAUUGCAACUUGAAUCAGUUGAAAAAGUCUCAGAAAUUAAGUUUAGCUCUAUACAUUCUUGAGAAAAAUCACUAUUUUACUGGUAAUGGAGUAUGGACUGAAGAGAAAAGUAAGACUUCAAAUAAUUUAUUUGAUGGAGUACAAAAGGAAGGGAAUUAUGCUAGUAAUGUUUAAGAACAAAGUAAGUAAUUAAAGUUUAUACUGUUACAAAAAA